Molecule: messenger RNA, 1096 nt
Organism: Amoebophrya sp. A25
Lineage: Eukaryota; Dinophyceae; Syndiniales; Amoebophryaceae
Source: the annotation of a GenBank genome assembly
AUGCCUUCGUCCCCUGUCAGCAGUCCUACUUCUCAGGCAAGAAGAACAGCAGCUGUGGGACCACAACCAGGGAAAAACCCAAGUCCUGCAACAUCGAUACGAGCUCAAUUCGCGGGCACUCAGGACUUGAUUGCCGCAGCGUGGCGAGCCUUUGAAGGUGAUGUGGAGUUUGCCGCAACUAGAGAGGCAUUCUUCAGCAAAGACACAGCAGCAGCUCACCUAACAUUCAACAGCCGCGUGGCAGCACAUGUCGCUAGUACCUUUCAUUGUGCGAGAUUGUUGUAUGGUUGGGAAGCAGAAGAGUCUUCACGGAAAGGUACGUGCAGGAGUAGCGAAGGUGAUGAAUAUGGGAGUUUUAGUUUGUUACCGACGUCUUUUGCAUCAGAACAGGGUGGAGCUUCAUCUCCUUCUAGUUCGCCAAAAAGAACAGCAUCAAGCAGCUCAGCCUCUUCCAUGAGUCCCACAAGAACAAAAGGGGUUCCUGCAAUAGUCAAGAAAGAAUCGUCAUCGACACUGCAUCUGAGAAUCGACGAUUCAGCCUAUAACUCCGCACCAUCGGUGAAAUCGAAAGCGGAAGCGAAUGACGCAGCACGACCAAGAAAUACUGCCGCGCCUCCGCCUUUGCUUUUCAACUACGAUUGGGCUGGACAGGAAAUGCUUUUUCGUUACGGCUUUGCCCAUUUUAGACGGAGAAUAUGUCGAGCACCUGUGCCAGAAAGGAUUUUGAAGCAGGUGGAAGCGGAAUUUGACCGCUGCGCAAAGUACUGGCAGAGUAGAGAAGGUGCAGAACUGCUGCACUCAACAGCUACGACUGCAAAGUCGGGAGGGAAAAAGACUUCAUCGACAAAAGCAUCUUCUUCUUCAGGCGAAAAGGCAGAUGAAGAGUCUCCUUCGGUUGUAGAAUUUAUAGGCAAACUAAGGCAAGUAAUUCGCACAAUAAUGGCAGCACACAAGGUCUUGGAACAGGCAGGAUGAGGAAGGAUCCUUCGAAAACAGCGAUGACCUUCUACUUCUAGAAGUGUCUUUAAAUAUUGCCACGAAAGCUCGCGAUCAGGCGGCGCUUCUGGACGCCUAGGGCAGACCACCUGUUCUACAA